Adineta ricciae is the source of this 1557-nucleotide messenger RNA. The record is from the annotation of a GenBank genome assembly. Lineage: Eukaryota; Metazoa; Rotifera; Eurotatoria; Adinetida; Adinetidae.
AUGGUCACAGUUCUUUUAUUGUUCUGUUUGGUGGGCCUUCACAUUCAGAUAAUCAACGCUUCCUGUAGUGUUCCACUUGGUUUAAGUACAGGUGAAAUAAAAGAUUGGCAAAUAACAGCGAGUAGUGUUGAUGAACAGCGUAAAGAACAAUGUCAAGCAAAUUUUCUUCGUCUCUAUUCCAAUGUUAAUGAUCGUGCUUGGUGUCCGCGAACCAAUCAACCACAUCAAUGGAUUCAAAUUGAUCUUGGCACCCCAACAAAAUUUCAUGGCUUCAUAACACAAGGUCGGCCAGGUUCGGGAGAGUGGAUUACCGCUCUUCUCAUAUCUCAUAGUCUUGAUUACUAUCAAUGGAAUUAUAUAACCGACACUGAAGGUAAUCAAAAGAUCUUCACAGGCAAUCAAGAUGCCGUGUCUGUUCGAUACCAAUACUUUCAAACACCGUUCUAUGCGCGAUUCAUUCGUUUUCAUAUUGUUUCAUGGAAUUUACGUCCAAGUCUUCGAUUAGAACUCGUCGGAUGUCAAGAAUGUAAUAAACCGUUGGUGUACCUUCCCUAUACUCGUUUUUCAGCAUCAUCGUCAGUUCCAACUCGCUAUCGUGCAACAUGUCAACCACGUGAUGCUUUUCUGCUGAGUAAUAAAGGAUGGUGUGCACGAUACAAACAAGUGAAAGAUAAUUGGUUACAAAUCGAUAUUGGCCAUCCGACACGUGUUACAGCAUUGAUAACUAAAGGUCGUGGUGAUCAUGGUGAACAAUGGGUAACCAAGUAUACAGUUGCUUUUUCCAAUGAUACGCGUUUAUGGAUUUAUUAUAAUGAUGUGCAACGAACAGAGCCCAAAAUAUUCAGCGGUAAUUAUGAUAAAUCACUUGAACGUGUUCAUUAUCUGAAUCAACCAUUCACGGCACGAUUUGUACGAUUUUUUCCUAAAGAAUGGAACGGAAGAUUAUCGAUGCGUGCUGGACUUCUUGGAUGUCCACAUGAUGGCUCUUGCUGUCUUGGGUAUUUUCGUGUUCGACCUGAAACACCAUGUGUGGAGAAUCUCGCACAUCGAAAACGAAUUAUACUCAAUGAUCUGGUCCCUGCGUCAAUUUACUCUCCUCAACAAACAUUUUUAUCUUAUUUGAUUGACGGUUAUACUGCUCCCAGUCGUUGUGCAACGAUUGAUUCUACACGUUGUCGAAAUAAUGAACCACAUAUUAUCAUUGAUCUCAAUCGAAAUUAUCACGUACACGGCGUUGUCAUCCAUCAACUUGAUUCAUUUUCACAUUUAUCUCAAGAUGAUUACAUAUCUCGAUUUCAGCUUGAUCGAAUUGUUGUUUAUAUAACGCGUGAUAUUCACCUUGAUCCUGACCAAUUAACUACAUCACAAUGUUCGUUUGUGACACGGACAGAUUAUAGUACUCUAUCCCAAUGUUUACAUCUUCAGUGUGAAAGUCCCAUUAUAGGUCGAUAUAUUCAUAUACAACUAUUUGGAAUCAAAACAGUGAGUAAUCGGACGCAAACAAGAUUUUCCUUGCCGUUUAAAGCCCAUUUUUGUGAAAUAUAUGCUUAUAACUAA